Messenger RNA from Rasamsonia emersonii CBS 393.64, 291 nucleotides. RefSeq lists its product as uncharacterized. The annotation marks the transcript as partial. The record is from RefSeq and is a predicted model, not a curated record. The transcript has a single exon. NCBI's taxonomy places the organism in Eukaryota, Fungi, Ascomycota, Eurotiomycetes, Eurotiales, Trichocomaceae.
GAAAUUGUUACGAGCCAACAAAAUGGAGUGCUGUCCAACACAGCGACACAGGAUGAAACACUACCCCGCAAGGCUGAAAGGGUUAGGCACACAAGGUCACGUGACUCAAGGAGGUCCAUUGAUAAGAUAAGAAGGGAAGUCCAAUAUGGACCACGAGGAGAAAGUCCAACAGGGACUGAUAGGAGGAAGAAGAUGGAGGACCAAAACAGAAGUUAUAAAAGAGAGCUCAACCUCAUGUAUCUAGCCUUCUACUACUCGCGCUCAAUUCAUUCAAUUAUCACUCGUUACUAA